Messenger RNA from Scomber japonicus (chub mackerel), 1221 nucleotides. RefSeq names its product X-ray repair complementing defective repair in Chinese hamster cells 4 (gene xrcc4). The record is from RefSeq and is a predicted model, not a curated record. Gene Ontology annotation, cellular component: DNA ligase IV complex; nucleus; DNA-dependent protein kinase-DNA ligase 4 complex. Gene Ontology annotation, biological process: response to X-ray; double-strand break repair via nonhomologous end joining; immunoglobulin V(D)J recombination. Gene Ontology annotation, molecular function: DNA binding. The transcript has 8 exons. Bases 57 to 1088 code for a protein of 343 amino acids. NCBI's taxonomy places the organism in Eukaryota, Metazoa, Chordata, Actinopteri, Scombriformes, Scombridae.
AUUUCCUUUCAGUAAAGAAAAGUAAGCUUUGGACUGAAGCGCUGCAGUUUACAGUGAUGCACGUGUCGGUGCGUGAGAUCUGCGUCUCCUCGGAGCCAGACUCCUCCUACUUCCUGCGGGUGGACUGGAGGGGGCGGGACUUAGGCUCGGGCUUCCAGCUGCUGCUGACUGACGGACAGGAGGCUUGGAGAGGAGAAGUGAGCGAGGCAGCAGUGAGCGAUGAAGCCGAGGAGCUGGAGAUGCAGAAGGAGAAAUACGUCCAGGACCUCCGACAGGCGCUGACCGACACAAACAGCUCCGUCACCUACAGCUUCAGCCUGACGCCUUCUCCUCCAAACCGCUGCUCCACCCUCACACUGGCCUACGAGAAGGUUCAGAAGGACAUAUCGUUCAGGUUGGGAUCUGUUUCUCUGAACGUUGUCCCGGAGCCGGCGGAGGCAGUGCGAGGGUUACUGACUCACAGUCUGGAGAGGGGAAAUACUCUGGAGCGCCAUAACCAGGCGCUGGACGAGGAGAACCAAAGACUGAGACGAGAACAGCAACGCAUCACCGCAGAACUGAAGCGUUACGCUGCUGGGAAAGAAACUCUGGAGGCUGAGCUUUACUCUCGCUUCGUUCUGGUCCUGAAUGAGAAGAAAGCUAAAAUUCGGAGUCUACAGGAGACAGUCACAGACCUGCAGGAGGCGAGGAGUUCUGAGGGAAAGAAAAAGGGAAAGUCAAAGAAAUUGGACCCAACAUCAGAUCAGGAGGAGGCGGCUGAGGAGGAUGAGUAUGGAGGGAGUACUGACGAGGAGCCAGAGGAAGAGCAGACUAACCCAGCUCCCGCUCAACCUACUCGGGGCUCCUCUACUCCGAGCCCAUUGGACGACAGCCUGAGUGACAUCACAGACGUGGCGCCUUGCCGUAAACGCCGCUUCCGUCACCUCGGAGCGCCUGAAGCCUCCAUGGCGACGCGUCCACAUCCACAGACCUCCCAGAAGAAGAAGAGCGACUCCCCUGCAGCAGGCAGUAAGCUACAGACUCCCCAGCGCUCCACAGAUGCUGCGGCAGCGACUUCAGCAGCAGAGGACCUGUUUGACGACUUCUGACCCUUCACAGAGAGACGAACCUGAUUUCUAUCGAUAGAAGAAGAAGAAGAGGAAAAAGUAAAAGAAGAAGAAGAAGAAGAAGUGAUAUUUUUAUAUUGAUGAACAGAUUUAAGGUCGAGUGUUUAUUUAUUUA